Schizophyllum commune H4-8 is the source of this 201-nucleotide messenger RNA. RefSeq lists its product as uncharacterized. Gene Ontology annotation, molecular function: nucleic acid binding. The record is from RefSeq and is a predicted model, not a curated record. The transcript has a single exon. The annotation marks the transcript as partial. NCBI's taxonomy places the organism in Eukaryota, Fungi, Basidiomycota, Agaricomycetes, Agaricales, Schizophyllaceae.
CUCUUGUACUUACCACCGUACUCGCCUGACUACAACCCCAUUGAAGAAGCCUUCUCUAAGUUCAAGGCUUUCAUACGUCAUAACAUUGACUUGUUCAGUGUUGCCAAUGGGCCAGCUACUAUGUAUCACCUUUACGAAGCGGCUCUGAUCAUCACAGCAGAAGAUGCACAAGGAUACUUUUCCCACGCAGGAUAUUUGUAA